AUGUUCAGAAACAACUUAACCAGUUCGUUGGUGCGAACCGCCAGAUCAAGAGUGGGGACAACUACAGGAAGUCUCAGCUUCCUUCGAAACUUAUUUAUUCAAACUCUUGAAACUCCUAAUGAACAAGCAUUAAAGUUUGUGCCUUCCAUGAAAAUUCUUGGUGAGAAUGAAACCAGGGAGUUUUUAAGUGGGAGAGAAGCAGCCUGUUCUCCUCUUGCUGUGAAGUUGUUCAGCAUCGAUGGAGUCAAGCUGAUUAUGUACGGUUCUGAUUUCAUAACUGUGCAAAAGAGCAAGGGUAUCGAUUGGACUUUGAUCAAGCCAGAAAUCUUUUCGAUAUUGACAGAAUACUUGACUAAUGGGACCCCUAUACUUUUGGAAGAAGAACAAAUCACUAAUGAUAUGAUGAUAAGCGAAGAUGAUGAUGAAGUUGUGGGUAUGAUUAAGGAAUUGAUAUUCACGAGAAUCAGACCAGCUAUUAUGGACGAUGGUGGUGAUAUCGAAUUUGUCAAGUUUAUACCUGACAAUGGGAAGGUGUUGUUGAAAUUAAAAGGUGCCUGUCGUUCUUGUGAAUCCAGUUCUGUUACUUUAAGAAAUGGAAUUGAAAGUAUGUUAAAGUACUAUAUAGAAGAAGUUCAAACCGUGGAAGCUAUUGAUGAAGAAGUGGUGGAAGAAGAAGAAAAACCGGAACCAGAAUUUGAAGCUGCGGCAAUUACUCCUAGAGCUAGAGGCAAUGAACCAGCACCACCAAGUUUGUAA
This is a messenger RNA of Spathaspora passalidarum NRRL Y-27907, 756 nucleotides long. RefSeq lists its product as uncharacterized. Gene Ontology annotation, biological process: iron-sulfur cluster assembly. The transcript has a single exon. Bases 1 to 756 code for a protein of 251 amino acids. The record is from RefSeq and is a predicted model, not a curated record. Gene Ontology annotation, molecular function: iron ion binding; iron-sulfur cluster binding. Lineage: Eukaryota; Fungi; Ascomycota; Pichiomycetes; Serinales; Debaryomycetaceae. Gene Ontology annotation, cellular component: mitochondrion.